Glycine soja is the source of this 597-nucleotide messenger RNA. RefSeq lists its product as uncharacterized. Gene Ontology annotation, molecular function: aspartic-type endopeptidase activity. Lineage: Eukaryota; Viridiplantae; Streptophyta; Magnoliopsida; Fabales; Fabaceae. Gene Ontology annotation, biological process: proteolysis. The record is from RefSeq and is a predicted model, not a curated record. Bases 1 to 597 code for a protein of 198 amino acids. The transcript has a single exon.
AUGCUGACAAAGAAGAACUGGUACAUCCAUAGUGAUAGAAUUGUGGUGGAAGGCAAUUGCAGUGUUGUGAUUCAACGCAUUCUUCCACCUAAGCACAAAGAUCCUGGAGUUGUCACGAUACUGUGUUCCAUUGGUGAGGUUGUUGUAGGAAAAGCUCCCAUAGACCUGGGAGCUAAUAUCAACUUAAUGCCUCUCUCCAUAUGCCGACGACUUGGAGAUAUAGAAAUAAUACCUACGCGCAUGACUCUCCAGUUAGCUGAUCGCUCCAUCACAAGACCGUAUGGAGUGAUUGAAGAUGUUUUGGUGAAGGUGAAGCACCUUAUAUUUCCAGCUGAUUUUGUGGUGAUAGACAUAGAAGAGGAUGUUGAUAUUCCUCUCAUUCUUGGUCGCCCAUUCAUGUCUACUGCAAGAUGUGUAGUAGAUAUGGGAAAGAAGAUGUUGCAAAUGGGCAUAGAAGAUCAGAAAAUCAGCUUUGAUCUAUUUCAUGAAGAUAAAGAGCCACCUGACCGAAAUGUCUGUUUUAAAGUUUAUGUGAUGGAGGAAAGAAUACCUGAGAAGAAGGUCCUUGAAGUUGGAACUUUAUUGGAUCCUGGAUAA